AUGGCGUACAACCACCCAAAACUAUAUAAUCUCUUGCAAACCUGCGCAUCCCUCGACGCUCUCAAACAGCUCCAUGGUCUAGCCAUUACAACCUCCCUCUCUUCGAAUCUUCUCAUCAUCUCCAAAAUCCUCGCUCUUUCUGCAACUUCUACCUUUUCCGAUCUCGACUAUGCUAGAGAAAUCUUCCAUUCAAUCGAAAACCCCACAACCCACGCAUGGAAUUCAAUGAUAAGAGGAUUAUCGGCUUCAAGCUUCCCGGAAAGAGCCCUCUCCACCUACGCCCGUAUGCUUGUUUCAGGUAGAUUUCCUGAUAAUUUCACCUUCCCUUUUCUCUUAAAAUCUUGCUCGUUUCUGCAAGCGCUGGCUCAAGGAGAAUCGGUCCAUGUUCAUGUGAUUAAGCACGGCUUCGACAAGGAUGCUUUCGUGCAGAGCGCUCUGAUUCAUAUGUAUGGGAAAUGCGGUAGAAUUCAAUGUGCCCAUAAGGUGUUUGAUGAAAUUCUUGUGAAGAAUGUUGUUGUUUGGACAACGAUGAUUAAUGGGUAUGUUCGGAUUGGUGGGUUUAAGGAAGCGAUUGAGUUGUUUAGGGAAAUGGGAUCAGAGAAUGUGAGGCCGGAUGAGGUUACGUUGGCAAGUGUGUUGACUGCAUGUGCGAGUUUAGGGGAUUUGGAAUUGGGUAGGUGGAUCCAUGGUCUUCUAGGCGAGAAAGAUGUUGUUUUGGCGACUGCUCUCACUGAUAUGUAUGCCAAAUGUGGGAGUAUUGAGAAUGCACAUGAAGUGUUCAGUAGAGCACCUCAAAGGGAUUUAGUUUUGUGGACAGUGAUGAUUAGUGGUUAUGUUAGGUGCAAUUGUUUUAGAGAAGCUUUUGAGCUUUUCAGAGAGAUGAUUUUGGAGAAUUUUAAACCAGAUGAGGCUAUUCUUGCCAAUGUGGUAUCUGGUUGUGCAAGAUCAGGGGACCUGGAUAUGGGCAAAUGGAUUCAUCAUUAUAUAGAGCUUCAUGGUGUUGAUUACAGUAUUAUGAUUGGAACUGCUUUGAUAGAUAUGUAUUCUAAAUGUGGAGAAAUUGACGUCGCAUAUCAACUUUUCAAGAGAAUGCAGGAAACAAAUGUUUGCUCUUGGAAUGCCAUGAUGGGUGGACUUGCUAUGCAUGGUGAAGCAAAUAGAGCCCUUGAUCUCUUUGCUCAAAUGCAAGGAUUUGGUGUGGAACCGGAUGAAGUUACCUUCAUCUGCAUCUUGACUGCCUGUAACCAUGUCGGGUUGGUGGACAAGGGCCAGCACUUCUUCAAUUGCAUGAGUGGAGUCCAUGGCAUUGAGCCAAAGCUUGAACACUAUGCAUGCAUGGUUGACCUUCUAGGUCGCUCGGGGCAUCUAAGAGAGGCAGAAGAACUCAUUAAAAGUAUGCCGAUGAAGCCUGAUGCUGUUGUAUGGGGAGCCCUUCUCAGUGCCUCAAGAGUCCACCACAAUGUUGACCUGGCUGAAAGAGCAGCAGAACUGCUUCUCGUGUUGGAACCUUAUAAUCAUGGCAUCUACGUGUUGUUGUCAAACACAUACAGUGCAUCGAAAAGAUGGCAAGAUGCAGACAAGGUGAGGGAGCUGAUGAAGUUGCGUGGCAUCAAGAAGACAAGAGGGUGCAGUUCAAUCAAGGUGAAUGGCACGGUCCAUGAAUUUGUUGUAGGGGAUAGAUCACAUCCUAGAGCCAAAGAAAUCUAUGAGAAUUUGGACACAACAGUAAAAAGGUUGGGAUUGAUGGGGUAUGUAGCAAAAACAUCCCAUGUGUUGUUUGACAUAGAAGAGGAGGAGAAAGAUCAUCAACUUUCUCAUCACAGUGAAAAGCUUGCUCUUUCUUUUGGUCUUAUCAGCACAAGCCCAAGAACAACAUUAAACAUAUUGAAAAACCUUAGAAUAUGUGAAGAUUGCCAUUCUUUUGCAAAGCUAAUCUCUAAAAGUUAUAAUAGAAGAAUUGUUAUUAGGGAUCUUUAUAGAUUUCACCAUUUUGCAGAAGGGUCAUGCACAUGUCGAGAUUAUUGGUGA
Messenger RNA from Magnolia sinica, 2028 nucleotides. RefSeq names its product pentatricopeptide repeat-containing protein At1g08070, chloroplastic-like. The transcript has a single exon. Gene Ontology annotation, molecular function: RNA binding; zinc ion binding; protein binding. Gene Ontology annotation, biological process: RNA modification. The coding region runs from base 1 to 2028 and encodes 675 amino acids. NCBI's taxonomy places the organism in Eukaryota, Viridiplantae, Streptophyta, Magnoliopsida, Magnoliales, Magnoliaceae. The record is from RefSeq and is a predicted model, not a curated record.